ACAACAGUAGGGCCUCUUCGUACCGUUGGCGACGUCUGCUGAGAUAGUUUCACUGGAAAGGAAGAGCUCCAGGUGGCUUAAUGUUAAUAUUAGACUGACAGAUAAAGACAUUCAUAAAGAGGUAUUUCUCGUUACUUUACGCAAGUUCAUCAGCGCACUGUCAGGUAGUUGAAUAGAAACAGUUAUUUAUGUGCCACUUCACAUCCUGGAAGAAUGGCAGAUGACAAAGAUGUGCUGCGAGAUGUUUGGUUUGGGCGAAUACCAACCAGCUUCACUUUGUAUCAGGAUGAGAUCACAGAGAGGGAGGCAGACCCCUAUUAUUUGUUGCUGCCAAGAGUAAGUUAUUUGACGCUGGUUACGGACAAAGUGAAAAAACACUUUCAGAAGGUUAUGAAACAGGAAGAUAUGGGUGAGAUGUGGCUUGAAUAUGAAGGGACUUCAUUGAAAUGGCAUUACCCAAUCGGUUUACUGUUUGACCUCCAUGCCUCCAAUACAGCCCUGCCAUGGAACAUCACUGUGCAUUUUCAGAACUUCCCCGAGAAGGACCUCUUGCACUGCACUUCUAAUUAUGUAAUAGAAGCCCACUUCAUGUCUUGCAUUAAAGAAGCGGAUGCCUUAAAGCACAAAGGACAAGUCAUCAAUGAGAUGCAAAGGAAGGAUCACAAGCAGCUGUGGAUGGGCUUGCAGAACGACAAAUUUGACCAAUUCUGGGCUAUCAAUAGAAAGCUGAUGGAAUACUCGGUAGAAGAAGGUGGAUUCCGGUACAUUCCAUUCAGGCUAUAUCAGACGACGAGCGACCGUCCUUUCAUUCAGAAGCUGUUUCGACCAGUCACUGCAGAGGGGCAGGCACACACCCUGGGCGAUUUACUGAAGGAAAUGUUUCCUGCUGCGGUAACUCCUGAUGACGGUGAGAAGAAGUAUCAAGUGGUGAUUCAUGGGAUUGAGCCAAUGCUUGAGACGCCACUCCAGUGGCUGAGCGAACAUCUCAGCUACCCAGACAAUUUCCUCCACAUCAGUGUCAUUCCCAUGCCAACAGACUGAAGAACUGGGCUGUUCUUUAUAAAAAUAAAUAAAUUAAAAAAAGAAAAUUAAUAAGAGACUGCUUGCCACCCUCCAGAACAAACUCUUUGCCAGAACUCUCCUGCCCUCUGCUUCUUUCAAAUUCUUUCGGAAGCAAUCUGACCAAAAAAACCUCACUGCAGUAAGCCAGACAACGAGAUGAGAGAUCUCAUCACUAGAUAAAGUCAGCCUUUGCAUUGCCGCUGCCUUUCUCUGCUGUCGUCAUCAAACCUCAAUUGCGACAUCAAAGAACUUCACAGGACCCCUGCGGCUGUAUUCUGGUAAAAGAGGAGACAUAGAAGUGGAGAGAGGUGAAAAACUUUUGAGACCGGCGAGCCAGUGGAAAGAUGGUUCAUUUUGAUUUGCACCUCUGAUUAGAAAACAAGCAAAUAGGGGUAUUUCCUAAAGUGGCCACACGUUGAGCUGUAAAAACUUAGCCAGUGGAAAGACAGGUUUACACUUUCCAAGUUCUUACAGCUGCCUCUGGAAACCUGUUUUUCUCAGUAACACAUGCAAGCAAAGAUUUUUUAUUGGCGAUUCUUCUCAGAUCUUUUCUUCCUUUACAGCAAAUUACAAGAAGCCAGUAUGUGCUCCCUUAAUUAGACCAUGAAGUGUCUUCUUACUUUUCUGAACCCUGUUUAAUCUGCAACAGAUAAUUAGUGUAAUAGUUAACAGUCCAUAUUUGAGGGGAGGGGGUGGAGGUUCUGUAUAUAAAUGUUUUGGUAUAAUCGCUUGACAGAAGAGUUUAAACAUUCAUGUUUUGUUUUCACAUUUUUGUACUUCCGCCAGUUUUCUUUGUACUCCUAUUCGCUAUAGGCUGUUUAUUCCUAACAAACAGAAAAGCAACAUGUUUCAUGGUCCGUACAUUAUAUUGAUUUUACUUAUAAUACACCUACAGUCUUGAUAAAAGUGAGUGAAGUUUUGUUUUUGUUCAAUUAAAAUAUAUUGUCUGUAUUAUCUAUUCUCAGAAAUGUUGUAUUUUGACCAUACAUUUGUGUGUUAAUGUGCUCAGUGAACUUGAGUGCUGGGAUAGGUUGAGUAAGGAUUUGUGUCAUUGUAGAAUUGUUAGCUGCUUGGUAAUUCUCUGGCCAAGGUAUAUUAGGAGAAAGUGUGGUCAGAUGGGUGCCAAGUAUUUCUGUUAGGUUUUUAAUUUCACGGUUUUACCCCAUGUAUCACAUAAAGACAGCAGCAGAUGUUUCAAUACCAAUCUGAGAAUUAAUAAUACUAACAUGUAGCAUAUCUAAGUGAGUUGUGGGCUCAUUCUUGAUACUUUGGUCAUACGCUUUAACAGUAAAGUACUGUAACCACACUUUAUUGAUAUCCACUUUCUCACUGUGGUACAUAGAGAGGUGUCCCUUAUGCUGUUUGGAUUCCAUCUGAUACCUGCAUAGAUAUUAGCCAAACAGUCAGUGCUUGUGUAUUAUUUAUUUAAUUAUUUUUAUUAUAGUGCAGUAGUCCAAAAAUAUAGGCACGAAAUGUGUAAAAAUAAGUACAUUCUUCACAUUAAAUCUGAAAACUCCUGGCCUUACAGAUUAUUGCAGGUUUUGGACUUGCUCAACAGCAACACAGUGUUGAUGUUCUUAGGGGUUUGCAUCACAGUAGUACCAGCAUUGUACCUAUAAAACAGUGCUCUUUAAUUGACUGACCCCAAUAUCAAUUGUGACUUUUGAAAGAAAACAUUCGGUUGGUUUUAUUAGCGGAGAAGAUGAUUUGGAAAGUUUCCCAACAGACAAACUACUCUGUAAUCAUGCACGAAAAGCAGCUGACAAGAAUCAUUUAUUUAUAGGAAACGGUGACUAUAACUUCCUACUCUCGUCAGCGAUGUUUCAUGGACUGAUCGAGCAUUACUGAACCACUUGUCAGAAGUGUACAGGAUUUAGACAUUUCCCAACAGUAUGCAUUAGCAGAAAGCUAUUGCAUUUGUUGAAUCAUUACAUACUUCAUUUGCUUCAAAAUGUAAUCUUUUUACACAUACAUGCCACACAGUAGACAAACUCGAACACAGUCUUAACAUGCCAACCACGUCAUGUUACAAAGUUUCAGGAAGCAAGUAACUCCAUCUUUGUAUGUGUGCUAGACUCAUCGAUUAUCUUCUUCAGGCAAUAUACUCUGUACUAAUAAAUAUGUACUGUAUGUUGUCUGCCGCAUCAUUUGUGGUUUUAUUGUGACAGCACCAGUGUGGGCGCACUUUUUGUUGUUCUCUCCCCUUGAGUGUCUCUGCUAUUCCCCCUAUUCAUAGUACAAAUCAACAGAAAUCUCUGAUUUUUUUGUUCUCUCCCCUUAAAUGUCUCUGCUGUUCCCCCUAUUCAUAGUACAAAUCAACAGAAAUCUCUGCUUGUUUGCACUAUACAUUUAUACCCAGAGAUUUUUGUAUUCGAGAUUAAAUAUCUUGCAAAAUAUUAUAAAAUAUGUGAGCAGGCUGUUUAUCAUCGGUAUGCACACACAGAACAGCCCUUUAGUCCAUUAUAGAAGUCAUCUUGCAGCUUAUUCUAAAUAAAGCGAUUAGCAAAGCAUUAUGAUGGUGCAGCAAAAUAUCCAGCCCAUUGUCUCGCUGGGAAGAGACCUUCUCUCAGUAUGUAGGAUGAUGUAAAAUUCACUUCUGGUAAGGUGGACUGGAAAAUUGCAGUAUUGUGUUACAGUCAGUUUGAAACAAUAAGCGUCUUCCAGAGAGCUUGGUCCAGCCACUGUGGCUAGAGGGUGGUUCCUUGAAAACAAAUAGAGGAAGAAGAAGGGAUGACACUACAGUCUGAGACUACACAUCAAAGCAAGAGUUCUGAAACAAGUUAAUUAAAUAAAGAUUUGUCAUGGAAAAGUUCCAUUACGUGAUUCCCUUAUAAAUCAAAUGAAAGUCUGGCUCUCUGGCCCCGGAAAACAAAGCUAGAUUUGAUCUUUGUCAUGGGACACUGUUGGGAUCCCCAGGUCUUGUUUUUUAGUACAUUUUUAACCUGAAAGAGCGUUAAGGUCUCGGUGACACAGACUUUAACUCUGCAUUUUUGUAAGUAACCAAUGUUUAGCUAGGCUUUUGAAUGCAAAACUAAAUAACAUAAACAAUACUUGCAUCACCGUUUACUGAAUUUGUGUAUCGUCAUGGCGAGUUUUCAAAUAAUACAUGAAUAAAUAAAGAACUCUAAACUGUUUUACAGUCCAUGCUUCUUGCAGCUAAGGUCUUGCAUUGCCUGGUUCAAGCAUGCCUUGUGAAUAUUAACCUAUAGUCUUUGUCUUUUGAAGCAGUCCAGGGAGAUGAAUUGUGUUUACAACAAAAUAGAAGACAUGUUUUCUCUUUCCUUGAACCCAUGCUCCUAAUUCACAGCCACAUAAUUGUUGUAAAUAUUUAAUAUGAGUCUGCACAUAUGAGAUUGUGUUAAUAUGAGAAGCACAGAGGGGUUUCUGUCUAAAGAAGGGGGUUAAACUGUGUAAAACGUUUUAAGUCUGGCUUUAUUAUUUACAAUUCAUAGUGCUCCGUAGUAUUACUUGCAUACUUGUAGGCAGUGCAUCCUUGAAUCACUCAGCUUUACUGUACAACUAUGGGCAAGACUGAUAAUGUGUACUGUGUGAAUACUCUGUACGGUAACUAAUUGUAUUAAUUACAUAAUAGAAAUGUGUCUGUAAGAGGAAAUAUGAUUAUUUUA
Molecule: messenger RNA, 4688 nt
Organism: Polyodon spathula (Mississippi paddlefish)
Lineage: Eukaryota; Metazoa; Chordata; Actinopteri; Acipenseriformes; Polyodontidae
Product: autophagy protein 5
Exons: 8
Coding region: 214-1041 (275 amino acids)
Biological process (GO): autophagosome assembly; C-terminal protein lipidation; nucleophagy
Cellular component (GO): cytoplasm; phagophore assembly site membrane; Atg12-Atg5-Atg16 complex
Source: RefSeq, a predicted model, not a curated record